Messenger RNA from Alosa alosa (allis shad), 2727 nucleotides. It is a transcript of the gene atp6v1ab, whose product is annotated as ATPase H+ transporting V1 subunit Ab. Lineage: Eukaryota; Metazoa; Chordata; Actinopteri; Clupeiformes; Clupeidae. The record is from RefSeq and is a predicted model, not a curated record. Gene Ontology annotation, cellular component: proton-transporting V-type ATPase, V1 domain; lysosomal membrane. Gene Ontology annotation, biological process: proton transmembrane transport; ATP metabolic process. Bases 115 to 1968 code for a protein of 617 amino acids. Gene Ontology annotation, molecular function: ATP binding; proton-transporting ATPase activity, rotational mechanism; ATP hydrolysis activity. The transcript has 15 exons.
GCAGCAAAGCAGCAAGUCACCUGACUGUUCUCGCAUCGCAAGCUGCUCAUAUUUUUCUAGGGAGAGGAACAGUACACUUGAUCUUUCUCAUACUCAAAGACUCACUCUUUCGGGAUGGACUUCUCGAAGCUGCCCAAGAUUCGCGAUGAGGAGCGGGAGAGCCAGUUUGGAUAUGUGCACGGAGUCUCCGGGCCUGUGGUGACUGCCUCCAGCAUGGCGGGAGCAGCCAUGUACGAGCUGGUGCGUGUUGGCCACAGCGAGCUAGUGGGGGAGAUCAUCCGAUUGGAGGGUGACAUGGCAACCAUCCAGGUGUAUGAGGAAACAUCGGGUGUGUCUGUCGGGGACCCUGUCCUCCGUACGGGGAAACCCCUCUCCGUUGAGCUGGGGCCAGGCUGCAUGGGCUCCAUCUUUGAUGGUAUCCAGCGACCACUGAGGGACAUCAACGACAUGACCCAGAGCAUCUACAUCCCCAGGGGAAUCAACAUCGGAUCCUUGACCCGAGACAUAAAGUGGGAGUUUACCCCAUCCAAAAACCUACGAGUCGGAAGCCAUGUUACAGGAGGUGAUAUUUAUGGCAAUGUCUUUGAGAACUCCCUCAUCAAGCACAAGAUCAUGCUGCCACCACGAAACAGAGGCACAGUUACAUACCUGGCACCCCCUGGGAACUACGAUGUCUCGGAUGUGGUUCUGGAGCUGGAGUUCGAGGGAGUGAAGGAGAAGUUCACCAUGAUCCAGGUGUGGCCUGUGCGACAGGUGCGCCCCGUCACUGAGAAGCUGCCCGCCAAUCAUCCGCUGCUGACCGGUCAGAGGGUGCUGGAUGCCCUCUUCCCGUGUGUCCAGGGAGGAACCACAGCCAUCCCAGGAGCCUUCGGUUGUGGCAAGACUGUGAUCUCCCAGUCCUUGUCCAAGUAUUCAAACAGUGACGUUAUCAUCUAUGUAGGCUGUGGAGAGCGUGGUAAUGAGAUGUCUGAAGUACUGCGAGAUUUCCCUGAGCUGACCAUGGAGGUGGAUGGAAAGGUAGAAAGCAUCAUGAAGAGAACGGCUCUGGUGGCCAACACCUCCAACAUGCCUGUGGCUGCUCGUGAAGCCUCUAUUUACACAGGAAUCACCCUGUCUGAAUACUUCAGAGACAUGGGCUACAACGUCAGUAUGAUGGCUGACUCUACCUCUCGCUGGGCUGAGGCUCUGAGGGAGAUCUCUGGGCGUUUGGCUGAAAUGCCUGCUGACAGCGGUUACCCUGCCUACCUGGGUGCCCGUCUGGCCUCUUUCUACGAGCGUGCCGGCCGCGUGAAGUGCUUGGGCAACCCUGAGAGAGAGGGCAGUGUCAGUAUUGUGGGGGCUGUAUCACCUCCUGGUGGUGACUUCUCAGAUCCUGUGACUUCUGCCACCCUGGGUAUUGUGCAGGUGUUUUGGGGUUUGGAUAAGAAGCUGGCUCAGAGGAAGCACUUUCCCUCUGUCAACUGGCUAAUCAGUUACAGCAAGUACACGCGCGCUCUGGACGAGCACUACGACAAACACUUCCCCGAGUUUGUGCCACUCCGCACUAAGGCCAAGGAGAUCCUGCAGGAAGAGGAGGAUCUGGCUGAGAUUGUGCAGCUGGUCGGCAAGGCCUCACUGGCUGAGACCGAUAAAAUCACCCUGGAGGUAGCGAAGCUGAUCAAGGAUGACUUCCUGCAACAGAAUGGAUACACCCCUUAUGACAGGUUUUGCCCCUUCUACAAGACGGUGGGCAUCCUGUCCAACAUGAUCGCUUUCUAUGACAUGGCACGCCACGCCGUAGAGACCACCGCACAGAGCGACAACAAGAUCACCUGGUCCAUGAUCCGCGAGCACAUGGGCGAGAUUCUCUACAGGAUCAGCUCCAUGAAGUUCAAGGACCCUGUCAAGGAAGGAGAGGCCAAGAUCAAGGCUGACUAUGCCCAGCUGCACGAGGACAUGCAGAACUCCUUCCGCACCCUGGAGGACUGAGUUCUGACCUGACCUCCCCUUCGACCUCUGACCCCUCUGGGGCAGUGCAAUACCUCUCCCUCCUCCCGCUCCUACUCCUCCACUUCCCUGUUCCAUGUCUCUCUCUCUCUCUCUCUCUCUCUCUCUCUCUCUCUCUCUCUGCAGUGGACUUUCUGUUGCAGUGUCACACAUUCCACUGCUUUACGUGUUUCCAAUCUUGUGUGUGUGUGUGAGUGAGUGUGAGAGAUCCUCACCAAAUAAAUAUGUCUCUUUUUUCCUGCAUGGGCCAAUACCUGAUCUAACCCCCAGAAUGUCUGAGAGCGUGUUGGUGUGUGUGUGGUUUUUUUUUUUUUUUUGUGAACUUAUGUGUGUCUGUGUGUGAGUGUGUCUGUUGAUGUGUUUUGUGAGAUCGUAAAGUCGAUUCCCUGUCUUUCACCUGCACUGCCCCCCUUCUCCAUCCCCUGAACACAGUCAUGUCUUCUAGUUGUAGCUUUCACAAUUCAGUUGGUGUAAUUAUUUCUCUCUUCCUCUUCUCUGUACAGAAAAUUGAUAAACAUAAUUACAAAGCAGAGUGACUAUAUUUAUUGCGGGCUGUUUACGUGGAAGCCUGCAUUGUUUGUUUUUUGUUUGUUUUGUUUUGAUGUUUUUUUUUCUUAUGAUUGUGUUCUGAACGUGUUUGUCCAGUGUAUUUGUCGUGAGUGGAAAACUGUUUCUCUUCUCAACACUGCUCAUGUACCAGAUGUUUCAGUCCCAAAGAAUAAAACGCGGACAAUAAAGGAA